CACAUAGGAUACACCGUCAGGACAUGUUUGAAAACGAUUUUAUUCUGAAAGCUUCGCCCGUGAGUUUCCUUCCUCUGAAACAGCGAAUAAAAAUAGAAGAGAGGGCUGUGUAUUGCACACUGCGCUCACAGUGGGUUCACAAACAACUUUAGGAGCUAUAGUGCAGGCAGCACACAGUGCGUUUACCUGACUGAAACGUGGGCAUAGCACGAUUGCUCCCGGACUGACAGAGCAGAACAGAAGGAUGAGCUCACUAUGCAGACAACUGAGCCAGAUGCUGGCAGUAUGGAGCUGGAGGAGGAGGCUGGAUGUUUCCCUUUACCAAGUCCCUGGCUUUAACUUCAGGACCUUCUGCUCAACCGCUUCAGGACCAGACCCUAUCCAGAUCCACAAGAGGAAACUCUUCCUGUGGUUCAGCCACCUUCCUCAGGAGGAAAAACAGUUUGGAGGCUACUUCAGUCCAGAGACCAUGCAUGUGGAUCCACUAAUCCUCGAAAGAAAAGACGAGGAGAGGACAAGACUACUAAGCACCCCUCCCCCAACCCUGAAAAUCACUAGUCACUCUGUGACAGUUGAACAGCUAUUUGAGCCCACUGAUGCCUGGAGUGAUGGUAAUGGGGUCAAUGUGCUACUGUACGGGGCUGUGGGAACAGGUAAAAGUACAGUGAUCCGAAAGCUGGUUCUGGAUUGGUGCAGAGGGAAUACCCUGACCCACUUCAAGCUGCUGGUGCCUUUUUCUUGUGAGGACCUCAGCCAACUGUCAAAGGUUGCUUCCUUAAGGGAUCUGGUGAGCAGGAAGUACCUCCACCUGAGAAAACACCCCUUGCUUAGUGGGGAGGGAAAUCAGGCCAAGGAUGUUCUCUUCCUCUUCAAUGGGAUGGAGAAGAUGGACUUAGACUUCCGGAUUGGAUCCACAGAGCUCUGCAGUGAUCCUAAUGAGGUGCUGUCUGCAGAUGUAGUGGUGGUGAACCUGCUGCGGAAGUACCUCCUGCCUGAGGCCAGCAUAUUGGCGACCACCAGACUGUCUGCCCUUGACCGUAUCCCUCAGAAGUAUGUGAGUCGGUAUGCACAGAUUUGUGGCUUCAGUGACCCAGACCGUCAGCGGGCAUACUUCACCAGCCGCCUACUGCAGCAGAGUGGCAAGACUGCACGUGAUGAUGAGGCCCACGCUCUUUUAGAGCUGCUGUACCUCAACCUCCAGAGAGAGAGCCAGUUGGCUGCAGCCUGCUUUUUGCCCUCUUAUUGCUGGCUUACAUGUGCUACCAUGCACUUCCUCCAUUUUACAGAUGCCAAGGCACCAAUCCGCACACUGACUGGCAUAUACACCAGUUUCCUCAGACUCAACUUUGGGGGUGAGGUGCUGGGCACAGGGACAAAGACAAAUGUGACUAUUCAGGAACACCACAACUCUUUGAUGUUGUAUGUGGUCCGUACAGUUGGUAAACUCGCAUUUGACGGUGUGACGUACAAACGAACAUCAUUCUCAGAGAAUGAACUAGAGCAGUGGAUAGGAGGGAAGACCAAAACGGAUGAGGAGCUACAUCAGUUGGCCAUGUUCCGGACUGAUGUGCUUGACUUCUUCUUGGCUCCUUGUGUAAAAAGAUCUAGGCAUUUACAUGAAGCUUCAAGUGAAGAUGAUCAAAGUUGGUAUGUAUUCGCUGUCCCAGCCAUGCAGGAGUACCUGGCCGCUCUCUAUGUUGUUUUAGGAGAAAACAAAUCAGCUCUGGAGAGGCUGACCAGGCAGAUGUCUCUGACAAUUGGACAGGCAAGCGAGGACGUCAGCGCCAUCUUCAACAUCGUCUCUAAAUUCAUUCCUAUUAGAAUAUUUGCUGUGUUCAAUCUCCUCAAGCUUUUUCCAAAGUUUUAUGAGAAAAUCAGCAGCCACAACAAAGGCAGCAUAGCCAGAACCAUGGCAGCUGAGAUGUUCCGCACCGAGGACAGCUGCAAUGAGGAUGUCCUGGAUCAGAUGGAGCAAAGUCUUUUAGGAGUCCAUGGCCCUCAGCCACAGCAGCAAAGUGAAGGCCAGCCUUUUGAACUCUACCCCAUCUUCAUGGGUGGACUUUUGCAUUAUGGUAACCGUGUCCUUCUCCAGCAACUUGGCUGCAGUAUCCAGAGCUCCACUGUGGUCCAGAUCACAAAUGCCCUUAGGAAGCACCUUGUGAAGGAGCUCAGCAAACCACAGCCACCAGAGGAAUUGAUGGAUCUGCUCGUUCUUCUGUAUGAGUUUCAAAACCCCAGACUAACAGCAGAGAUUCUGGCCUCAAUCAGAACCAUCCGCCUCGCCAACAUUCAUAUGACGUCACUCAAAUGCUUCAUACUGAGCUCUGUUAUAUCAUGCACCCCUGCAAGUUAUCACCUUGAAGAGCUGGACCUGUCCUCCUGUCUACUCACUCAAGACAUGCUUCAGAUGCUGUGGCCUGCCUUCAGACACACCCAUAAUCUCAAUCUGCAGUUUAACAGCCUGGGUCCUGAAUCCUGCAUCGUCUUGAGAGAUCUGCUACGAGAUCCAAAGAGCUCUAUAAGAUCUCUACAACUGUGUGGCAACCCUCUGGUGGAAUCUGGAGCCUGCAUCCUGCUGGAGGCCCUGCCAGAAAACCAUUCCCUGACACACCUGUCCCUGAUGCAUACUGGGCUGGGGGACCAGGGGGCCCUGGAGCUGGCUGAGAGGCUCCGGGAGCAUAAGGUCCUCCAGGAGCUAAAUGUUGCCUAUAACAACAUUGGAGACAAUGCUGCGCUGGCUCUGGCUGAUGCCUGCAGGGAGCACCCCAGCAUUCACACUUUACAUGUGUAUCUGAACUCCCUCAGUGAUGCGGGGAAGCAGUCCUUGUAUGUCAGAGGUGUUCCAAGUCACAGCGGAAGUGGCCGGAAAGUCAAGGUCCUAGCUUCAGUCACUGAAGGCUCAGAUAUUUCCGAGGACUGGCACCCCAUCCUCAGUGUGAUACGAAAGAACACCUCAUCCUGGGACCGCCAACGUGUCAAGCAGCAGCUCCAGGUCUUCCUCAGGGAUCUUGAGUGGGGGCGUCAGCAGCAGCAGAGCUUCUGGAAGAGGUUACAUUUCCGUAGAGUGGAGAAGGGGGUCCGACAGACCCUGCAAAUGCUAGAGAAGGACACCAUACGUAAAUCUACUGGAUACAACAAAUAAUCAGUAAAAAAACAAAUAGAGGUGAAAGGGCAAUACAAAUCCUCAGCAGCAUUGUACAUUUAAACGUAUUUACAAAUUGACCGCAAGCCUCGGCAUUCAUAUUUUACUGGACCUGUGUCAUUUACACCAUGUUCUAAUCCUAGAAGUCAGGAGGGGCGAUGCUAGCAGAUGUAGCGAUGCGAACAUGCCAUUGGUUGGGAGCUUGUGUGCAGUGUGGGUGUUUCCAGUAGGUGCGUGCAAAUGUGACCACGGCUCCAAAGGAAGACAUUGGAGGACAUUUAGGCAACAAAAAAAAAAUAUCACAGUUUUGAGUUGAAUUUGAAUGUCAGGGCUUGGAUGACACCACAAGAGCAGUAUGGAGGCAUAUUUUUUUUUGUUACUUAAAUUGUAUUGUAUUUGGCUUCAACAGUUUUUAUUCCUGAGAUCGCUUAAGUGGUAUUUGGACUCAAACACCCAACACUCCAUCGGCAUAGAGUAGAUAAUGAGUGAAUUUAUCUGUUAUCUGUUCAUUAUUUAUUUAUGAAACUAUCCCUUUUAAAUUCAAUUUUAUUUGUAUAGCGCCAAAUCAUAACAUCACAUUACCUCAAGGCACCUCACAUGGUAAGGAUGUGUCCUUUUUUAAUUAUUUUGGUUAAUCAGGAAACAGCAAUAAAUAUUAAGAGGAGCUGAUGUAUUUUCCCAGGAAGACAAACACAGACAUGAUCUGCCCUACUCUGCCUAUGAUUGGCUUACUCUGAUAUACGUAUCCUAAAUAACCAAUCACCACUCAUACCAAUCACACCUAAACCAACAUACCCAACCAACAAAAGCAACAAGCAAUGUGAUGCUUUUGUUAAGCUAGGGGGGAAAAAAGGUUUGCAGGACACUAUUGAAUUCAAUUAAAUUGUUUUAGUGCCAAAUCAUGAUAUACAUUAUCUCAAGGCACUUUAGAACACACUACUGAUUGAUGUGCGCCACAGGCGAUUUAGAAAUGGGUACAUGCUAUGCUGAUUGAAAAAUAAGUGGCUAUAUGACAUAUACCUAUGUAUAACCUGCACUCCACCACUGGUUUUUGGUCAUCCAGGCUUUGAAGUCGAUGGUCUCAAAUGUGGCAAUAAGAUCCAACAGAACUACUAUAGAGACAGUCCAUUAUCUGAGGCCAUGAAUAUGUCAUUGGUUAAUUUUAACAGUGCUGUGAUAAUUGAAAGUCCUCAAACAAACCACAAUUGUGCAAGUUCUUGCAUAACUGUUAGAAACAGAUUUGUCAAGGAUUUUGAAAAUGAAGGGAAGGUUUGAUUUGGGUCUAUAAUUAACUAAAUAUCUUGGUCAAGAUUGGGCUUUAUAAGCACAAUUUUAAUUAUAGCUGACUGAUAUGCUUAACGGUUUAAAAACAAGUUAAUCUUGUUAACAUAAUGAAUCUCAAGAUUGGCUAUGACCCACAGAGAUGAAAUCCCUAGAACCCCACCAGUCAGGUAGAAACACCUUGGAUUAGAGGUGAACAUAGAAAAGCAACUGCAAGUCUUUACCAUUUAUACAUAUAUAACUCCUGAAGAGUUGGAUGAGUGGCAAGCUUCACAGAUUCAGUAGAAGUCAUAAUUCUUACAAGGCAACAAGAACCAGACAUAAUGUAAUGUUGAAGUUAUGAUUGUGCUACAGUAGUCUGUGGGAAUAUUCAGCUGACUGUAUAAAUAUGAAAUGUGCAUUAACAAAUAAAUAUUUUCAACAAAAUCUCACUAUUUGUCUUAUUGGGCUUAAUAAGGUGCAAUAUCCUCUGCCCUUACAUGUGAGGGAUCCCUCUUCCAGGAUGGACAAAAGAGCCAGCUCCAACUAUGAUUUGUUACUACCAACUCUAAAACAGCAGAAAUUAAGUAAAAUGUAAGAAACUGAACUUGAGAAUAUAGAUAAUCAAACACAAAUUUCUGGGGGUCUGUCAUCUCAGAGGAAACUGAAGGUGUUUUAUUGACAUCAACACUCAUUAAAGAAUUAAAAAUGUUGUUAUCCAGUCUCUCCCCCACAUCCUGAAGAAUGGAUCUACUUAGAAAUACACAUAGCUUUUCACCUGUUUAAGUUUACCUUUAAAUAACAGUUAUGACAACAAUACACUGAAAGUUAAUGCUACUGUUUAACCACAUAUAAGAAGUUACCUAAACAUUAUGUCAAGCUGAACCAUCAGGUCAAGCUCAUGGACUUUUAGUAACUCACAUUAAUGCAGCUCACAUCCUUUAUAUGGCAAAAACAAAACAAACCGUCAUCUUAAUAUUGGUUAAAUUAACCUUUUUAACCAUCAUAACUUUCAAUCAAUCAAUCAAUCAAUUUGAUUUGUAUAGCCCAGGGGUUUGGAGCCUUGGGAUACAUUUUUGGAACUGUGAACUUUUAAAUUAAAAUAAUCUUAGAAUAUACUAUGAACGUGAACUAGUUUAUUUUCAUCUGCAUGAACUAAUCUUUGAACUAGUUAAUUUUAAGUGAGAACUGGCAUAACACUGAGUAAAACUAUAAAUAUAACUUUUUCAGCUGUGCUAUCAAAUAUGUAUUCUGGCUCCAGACAAAUUUUAUUUAGUACAACAGGGGGCAAAAUGGCUCCUUUGACAGUAAAGCUUGCCGACCCCUGGUUUAGCCCAUAUUCACAAAUCACAUAACUUUAACACAGGGCCGGCCCUGGCCAUGUUGGAGCCCUAGGUGAGAUUUCAGAUAGUACAUAGUCAAGAAGUUCAUAAUGAAUGAUGGGGAAAUGUCAUCAUGUGGGGCCAAAAUUCUGGGAAAUUGAAACUCCAGGAGAACAGCGGGGGAAUCGAAAGUAUGGGAUGCUAAUUUCAUCAUUUACAGUGGGUACGGAAAGUAUUCAGACCCCUUUAAAUGUUUCACUCUUUGUAUCAUUGCAGCCAUUUGCUAAAAUCAAAAAAGUUUUAUGUUUAGAGAGCUUUAGUUAGCUUGAUGAGCCUCCUGUUUAGGUGAGCCUUUUCUUUUGUACCGUUUCAUAGUAGUUUGGUUUUCCUCCUUCGGGAGCGCUUUUGAUUUCUUGCUCUAGCCUUUUGUUUGUCCUCCUUCGGGAGCGAUUUAUGUUGUAUACCUCUUUCUUUGUCUAGUGAGUGUUUUGUUAAUAUUAAGUGAGUUUUUUCAUAGCCCGAUUGUUUGUCACUCUUCUUAGAGGAUCAGAAUUCAAUAAAGUGUGCUGGUACGUGUAAUCCUCUGCAUCUGAGUCCUCAUUUCAGUCCAGGCCUGACAUUUUUCUGUCAAGAUGAGGUGCUGAGUGUACAUUAAUCAGAAAUAAAAUGAACUUUUUUGAUUUUAGCAAAUGGCUGCAAUGAAACAAAGAGUGAAAAAUGUAAAGAGGUCUGAAUACUUUCCGUAACCACUGUAUAUAAUAUAUAAUAUUCACUUUUAUCGUUUAAAAUCGAUUUUCAGUGUGCUUUCUGGGCCGAUUGAUUUACAUGGAUUAGCAUGGAAAGGAGGCGCCCAUUUUUUCGAGGCGCUUUCUGGAGAAAGAUGCACUUGUGGAGAGUUGCAAUGUUUGAUUGGUCAUUAGGACUGAUUGGAAUGUAGAGCUGUGUUUCAUAAGUGUAGUAGUGAAAAUGGACAUUAUGUUUGCUGAUGAUUUUGUUGCUAAGGGGGAGCAUGUAGUUGGAAAAUAGAAUGGGACCUAGGAUUGAACGAUCGAUUACGUAAUUGCGUCAACUUGUGAAACGUGCGUCGUAAGGAAGGAGACUGCACACAGUCAAAGCAUGGACUCAUCGUAAGAGCAAGCUGAAGCGGGAAAAAAUCGCCCACGAUCACCUACCAUAGGUCCCCGAUAGGUUGACCACGGUCAACGACCUGUUUUUCAGAUUCUGACAAACCAUUUCUAUUUAACCUGUGUAACCUGUAAAUAACAUCUCAAAUUUACAGUUGUUUUAUUUUAACCUGUGGGAACACAGAGAAAAGAUGUUUGCAACUGUUGAGUGGUUACACUGCAUGAAAAGAAGAGUUUGUGCCAGUACGUGUCGUAGGAAAUUCAUGGAGAAAUUUCGGUUAAGCGUUUCUUGCAGUUUUACAAGCCUGAGAAUGUUGGAAGGUGACCCCUUGCUCCUAAGCCUAGGGGAGGCUUUCACAUGCAAAUGCCAAUGCUCUGCGCUUUACAAAUGCAAAUCAGGAUAGUUUCCCUCGGAGCAGAUAACACCUUUUUCUAAAUUAUCUGGCGAAAGUACACCAGGCUUAAAAUAAAUAUAAAACCUGAAAUUGUAAAUUAUUCUUAGGUAAGUGUGCUAAAAUUAAUUACAUUGUAUACCACGAGCAAAAUCAAUGCUAUGAAAAAAAAUUGAAACAAUGCACAUUAUUUCAUCAUUUUAUUAUUAUCCAAAACACAAUCCUAAAUCUCAGAGUGGCAUGAUUACAGUCACUUUUUCAAAUGUGCUGGUUAAAUGCACAGUGGAUGUGUUAACCACACAUCUACCAGCAAUCCGCUCAACAGGCAGAAAUGAUGUUGGAUAUGAUUUGUCUGUGCCCCAAAAGCUCCAAACUUCUACUGGCUUUCCAUAAAAAUAUCUGUCCUCCCAAAAUACUGGAAAUUCCCUCAUAAUUUGAACUUCUUAUUAAACUUUCUCAGUAUUCCAUUAAACACUAAACACUUUUAUCCAAAGCGACUACAAUAUGUGCAUUCAACUAUGAGGGUACAAACACAGAACAGCAAAAAUCAUGUAAGUACAAUAACUUAAAACCAGAAAGAAUAAACGGGUCCUCAGUCACAUACUCAUCCCAUGUAAAAUUUAAAUUUAAAAGCUGUUUUAACCGCUGCUUUAAGAUGAGAAGGACAGUUGUGAAGCUUUACUCUGAAGAAGUGACGUCAGUUGUUUGCGUCAUCACCUGAUGGGAUUGUCCAAUCACAGCCUCGUGAAUGCAGAGUCUGUCUGCCGCAGACAUGAGAGGAUCAUGUUAAGUCUGUUCCGUAUGAGUGACUCUGUUUUCGGGAUAAAUAACUUGCUGAAGUCGACACGACACUGUUUCCCUGGAGGAGAAGAUGAGUGCGUGGGAAAGCAAAGCCGCGGGCCCGGUGUGGAGGAGUCGAGGCGGAGAAGACAGGCGCACAGUCCCUGAAUUAAGGAAGUUUCCGUCUCUUCACAGCUCUGUUGAUAAUGGCCGGCGGAGCGAGGCCUGAUUCCCGCACACAAGGACGCAGUCACUGCACAUUACGCAGAGACUCGCUGAAAGUCAAAAUUUGCAGUGCGGGCUAACAACGCCAUUGUACCUGCCUGUACUAUGACUUACUAAGACCCACUAUGAGCCAGUAUGAAGGAGCUUCCAGUUCAUCCAUACGGACCUUGCAUCAGCAUUCAAGAGUUCAGGAGUUGGCAGAGAAGAAAGAGGUUAAGCUGAUUGAAGACAGAUGACAUGGAUCCAUCCUUCCACAGCCAGGAGCUCACCGACCUGUGUGCCACACUUCAAAUAAGACUAGAGGCUACACUGGAUCUCACAGCUACACACCACAGACGUCUACACACCACAGAAGUCUACACACUGGGGCAGAUUCGGACAGAGUCCCACAAAGAACAUAUGACCCAGAGGCUCUAAAGAGACAUUUCAAGCUUCACCUGAUUAGCUUUUCACUGGCUAGGCUAGUUGUGUAUGUACAAUAUUUGUGCUGUAUGUAAAUAAACCUUUGACUCAA
Messenger RNA from Pleuronectes platessa (European plaice), 8759 nucleotides. It is a transcript of the gene nlrx1, whose product is annotated as NLR family member X1. Gene Ontology annotation, cellular component: mitochondrion. The coding region runs from base 245 to 3142 and encodes 965 amino acids. Lineage: Eukaryota; Metazoa; Chordata; Actinopteri; Pleuronectiformes; Pleuronectidae. The transcript has 16 exons. Gene Ontology annotation, molecular function: protein binding. Gene Ontology annotation, biological process: negative regulation of canonical NF-kappaB signal transduction. The record is from RefSeq and is a predicted model, not a curated record.